Molecule: messenger RNA, 991 nt
Organism: Zingiber officinale
Lineage: Eukaryota; Viridiplantae; Streptophyta; Magnoliopsida; Zingiberales; Zingiberaceae
Product: GEM-like protein 7
Exons: 4
Coding region: 142-813 (223 amino acids)
Source: RefSeq, a predicted model, not a curated record
UAUCUGAACACCUUUAGGGCUAAUGACAUGGUGAUGACUCUGCACCAUGAAUCCGAAUGCAUCUUAUAAAUUUGUCCAUCUGGAUCAAGCAAGAAGGCAUCUCUCGCACUAGUAGAGAAUUGAGGAGCUUCAUCUCAUCCAAUGGAGGUACUCAACAGCCGCCGCGUAGUUGGAAUUCCUCUCAAGAAUCUCCAACAUGCCUCUGCAACAGAUUGCAGAAGAUUAACUCUUCAUUCGGCUUCGUGUGGCCGUUCACGAUACAAGCCAAGAAAGUCUGAACAUGUGGUCGACUGGAUGAACAAGUUCAGCAAGAAGGCAGAAAGUAUUUGUGAUCAUGUGAGUUUAGGCGCCAACUUUUCAGAAAUUCUGAAGGGAAAGUUCAGCCUGGGGGCUAAGAUCCUUCAAGCCGGAGGUCUCGAGAGGAUCUUUCGGAAGAAUUUCUGCGUCGAAAAGGGGGAGAAGUUGAGGAAGGCCUUCCAGUGCUAUCUGUACACCACUGCUGGUCCUAUUGCAGGGCUGCUCUUCAUCUCAAACAAGAAAAUUGCAUUCCACAGUGACAGAUCUCUCAGGCUCACUUCUCCAAAGGGAAACUUGACCAGAGUGCCCUACAAGGUUUUGAUUCCAGUUGGGAGCAUCAAGAGAGCCAUACAAAGUGAGAACUCCGAGAAGCCAAGUCAAAAGUACAUCCAAGUAGUUACAGUAGAUGACUUUGAGUUCUGGUUCAUGGGGUUCCUGAGCUACCAGAGAUCCUUCAAGUGCUUGAAACAAGCAGUUUCAGAUUCUCAAGUUGGAUAUCUGCAGCUGACUCAGUGAUCAAGUGGCCUGAGACUGUACCUUGAAUCUUUUCUUCUUUUGGUAGAUAGAGUGGAGAGUCUCACAGCUCCUUGUUGUUAUGGGACUGAAUACCCUUCAUUCAUCUAGUUUUGUAUAAAUAGAUGGGAUGGAGUGUUAUUUCACUCUUUCAAUGAACAGAGGAAUUGACAUGGAAACA